This is a messenger RNA of Vicia faba (fava bean), 723 nucleotides long. NCBI's taxonomy places the organism in Eukaryota, Viridiplantae, Streptophyta, Magnoliopsida, Fabales, Fabaceae. The record is from the annotation of a GenBank genome assembly.
AUGUUACAACCACUACUCUUAUCACUGUUCCUGCUUCUUUGUCCAUUUUCAACAGAAUCAACCCCAAUCAACCCGUUUCUACACAUCCUCCGCUACCAUAACCCAUUCCAUCAUCUCACUGUAACCCAACCUCUGUACCGUUUCCCGGCUACCGCAUACUCUCUCCACAACCUGCUAUCACGCCAUCAUCAUCAAUGUUAUCAACCACUACCUGUUGUUGGCAAACCUCGCACGCGUACCUCUGCCUCUGUUUCUUCCGGCAACAACAUCCGCCACUGUCCAUCACCCUCAUCAUCAGACAAGCCCCUCCGAUUUCCCCUUCAGGAUGUCUACAAGAUUGGAGGAAUUGGAACUGUGCCUGUGGGACGUGUUGAGACUGGUGUCAUCAAACCUGGAAUGGUGGUCACUUUUGUUCCAUCUGGACUAUCAACUGAAGUCAAGUCUGUUGAGAUGCACCAUGAAGCUCUCACGGAGGCCCUUCCCGGUGACAAUGUUGGGUUUAAUGUUAAGAAUGUUGCUGUUAAGGAUCUCAAGCGUGGUUUUGUUGCCUCUAACUCCAAGGAUGACCCAGCCAAGGAGGCUGCUAACUUUACCUCUCAAGUGAUCAUCAUGAAUCACCCUGGUCAUAUUGGAAAUGGCUAUGCCCCUGUUCUUGACUGCCAUACCUCACACAACUGCCACCUUAGACCACCAGACCUCUUCUGCAGAUCCGCGCCUCCGUGA